Molecule: messenger RNA, 2396 nt
Organism: Homalodisca vitripennis (glassy-winged sharpshooter)
Lineage: Eukaryota; Metazoa; Arthropoda; Insecta; Hemiptera; Cicadellidae
Product: coiled-coil domain-containing protein 102A
Exons: 8
Coding region: 376-1938 (520 amino acids)
Source: RefSeq, a predicted model, not a curated record
UGCAAGUAGGCCAGUAAUGCCAGAAACACGAGUCUGUCGUUUCAGUCGCAGUGAAGUGCAGGGGUAGUAAACAUUUUCGAGUCUAGUAAUUCUAGCCUUACCUGGUGACAGGCGGAGGCGACAGCUGAAGUGACUGAGUCAAGUGGGCACUACAAUAAAUGUGUGAUUUACAAAACGUCAGUUUAGAUUAAAGUUGAUUGGUUGUCAUUCUUGUUUAUGAAAUUAAAUGUGUAAACAUUCAUUUUUCGGUUUGAAUUAGUGGCUAAUUUGGUUUAAUAGGGAAACUUGACUAUUAAUGCUAAGCCAGAUUAGUGGAAUCAUGGUACUCUUGAAAGUUUAGCCUAAAUAUAUUUUGUUUGGAAAAAUCGUCAGAUAAUGGCUCAUGGCACUUCUGGAAGUAGCACGUCAUCUCGCAGACAUGAAGGUGCAAUGUCUAGCCGCUAUGUUGACACAGAGUGGGAAGCGAAAGAAGCAUUGCGCCAAAGAGAACUGGAAGAAGCAAGAGCAAGAGCUGCUCAGAUGGAGAAAACCAUGAGGUGGUGGUCCGACUGUACUGCCAAUUGGAGGGAAAAAUGGAGCAAGGUUCGAAAUGAGAGAAAUAAAGCAAGAGAAGAAGCAAAGAUGUUGAGAUCUAAACUGGAUACGUCACUGAAAGACAUCAAUACUUACAAGAGAGAACGUCAGGAAUUGGAAACUCAGAAUGAACAGAUGAGGAAAGAACUGGAAAAGAUUCAUCUACUGUUGCUGAAGCAUGCUGGUCAAUGGGAUCACAAGCUUUUAGAGGCGUUGGAAAGUGUGGAUUCGGAAAAAGAUGUUCCCACUGAAGAGCAUGGAACAGAGAAUAAUGGAACAAUAGCUGGAGAAGACGACAGGACAUCAGCAGAGAAAGAUUCAGGAAUCGAGGAAUAUGUGCUUCAAGGAGCUGUGCCCAGGCAUGCCGUGGAGCUGUACGAUGGGAAAGAAUCCACUUUAGAUAGGGAUGGAGAAUGUGAUACCAGUACAAUUAGUGAUAGUGCAGAAAGUAUAUUAAAAAGAUGUAACAAAAAAGAUCCAUUUGUUACAUCCCCAGACGAAGAAGAAAUGCGGCAGAAAUUGUCAAUGCUACAACUAAGAUUGGAUGAAGCUACAAAAACACUGCAAGUGGAAAGAGAGGAGAAACUCAGUUUGCAUCGUAGCCUGGAGCGGCUGGAGAUGGAGGUGUCAGAGUGGAGGGACAAGUGUGAGGAUCUGCGAGUGUCACGGCAGGAGGCGGUGCGAGAACUGCUACAGUUGCAGGAUCAACACCAGGACACUGUGGCACUGAUACAGGCCGACCUCAUGGACGAAGCCACGAGUCGUGAGGGUAUGGACCGACGCCUCGCCGACCUUCGCGCUCAGUUGGAGAGGCUACAGGCAGAAAAUGCUGCUGAGUGGGGAAAACGGGAACGUCUAGAGACUGAGAAACUGAACUUGGAGAGAGAUAAUAAGAAGCUUCGGGGAGAACUUAGGGAUGCCCAGGAGCGGCUGGAGAGGCGGGGAAGACCCACAUCUACUGCGGACACUGAACUGAGGCAGCUGCAGCAGGAGGUCACUGACCGGGGCAAGGAAUUGACAGACCUGAAACACGCUCACAGUAAAUUGAAGAAGGUUGUGGCAGACAAAACAACAGAACUAGCACAUGCGGUGAGGAGAGCCGAACAGUAUGAAACCGAAGUAAAGAGGUUACGGAGUCGAGUGGAAGAGUUGAAGAGAGAGCUUGCUGUGGCAGAAGAUGAAAUCGACUCGGCUACUAAUAAUAUAAGGAAAUUACAACGAUCAAAUGACGUCCUUCAAGAACAAGUUCAAGUCCUCGAAGUUCAAGUCAAACACUUACAAACGAGGCAGAGGAACUCGAGUAUCACGCACCGCAGUCCUGUGCUCCGAGCGGACGACCAGAGUGACGAGGACGAGACGUACUGACAUUACGAGUUACACGUACUCUAAUUAAGGAAACAAAUUGUUACUUUCAAAAAGUGCUUUAAACGCUGAAAGCUGGAGACCCCACAUUGGGGUUGUUGGCGUACAGGUAUUUAAUUGAGCGUAGCUAUGUAAAUAUUGUGAUUCUGAGAUGUAUACAUAAUUUAUGUAGUUCAGUUAGGCUAAGAUCAAGUAAAUCUAACACCAUUCUUCACUAAUUUAUAGUUAAGAAUACAUUUUGUUGGGGUGUCUAUUUUUAUUGAAAAUGAAAAUAUAAGUAAUAAGAUAAUCAGUCGAUCAAUUCCAAGUAUAUUUUUAUAAAUUUGUUAAUUUUAAAUUCAGCUUUAAUAUUUAUUUUAUAAGUAGAUUAAAUUAUAUAGAUAUUGAAUAAUAAGUAUUAACUGUCUAUUAUAGCGCACAUUUAGAUGUGGAACAAAAUAAACAUCUUUUAGUUGUUUAAA